Scatophagus argus is the source of this 2266-nucleotide messenger RNA. RefSeq names its product pellino E3 ubiquitin protein ligase family member 3 (gene peli3). The coding region runs from base 304 to 1722 and encodes 472 amino acids. Gene Ontology annotation, biological process: regulation of Toll signaling pathway; protein K63-linked ubiquitination. The record is from RefSeq and is a predicted model, not a curated record. Lineage: Eukaryota; Metazoa; Chordata; Actinopteri; Scatophagidae. The transcript is spliced from 7 exons. Gene Ontology annotation, molecular function: protein binding; ubiquitin protein ligase activity.
GCUUUCUGCUGUUAUAUCCGGGAGGAGUGAACGUGUCUCAGUCUCCGGUUUAACGUGAACGGAGGAGAGGCGAUGCCACCGCUCCCGCUGCCCUGUGCUUCUUCUUCUUCUUCUUCACAUCUAUUCUUCGUCUUUACGCUUCCCAGGCCGUACGGGGAUUGACAGAACCCACACACAGGCACACACACACACACACACACGCACACACACACCCAGAGGAGGAUUUACACACAGAUCCGAGCCAGUCCCGGACCUCCAUUGGCAAACAUCAGCGGCAGUGACCCUCAGUUGUGGCUGGUGGGCAUGGUUUUGGAGGGAAGCUCAGAGGCCCUGUGUCCCCCCCCAUCUCUGGAGCUGCGCCCAUCCUGCAACAAGAGCCAGCCCUCACCUCCUCUGGGCUCAAGCUCACAACCCCACGAAGGAGUCUUCCCUGAGGACAAGGAGCCUGUCAAGUAUGGCGAGCUCAUCGUCUUAGGGCACAAUGGGUCACUGGCUAGUGGGGAUAAGGGUCGCAGAAGAAGUCGUCUGGCCCUCUAUAAGAGACCUAAAGCCAACGGUGUCAAACCUGAUGUUAUCCAUAAUGUUUCAACUCCUCUGGUGUCAAAGGCACUCAGCAACAAAAGCCAGCACAGCAUCUCCUACACACUGUCACGGAGCCACUCUGUCAUUGUGGAGUACACCCAUGACACCAACACAGACAUGUUUCAGAUUGGCCGGUCCACAGAAAGCAUGAUCGACUUUGUAGUGACGGACACAGCAGGCAGCAGCAGUGGCCAGAGUGGCGGUGCUGCAGGGGAGGGUGGUGGCGGAGGCCAGUCAGCCCAGAGCACCAUCUCCCGCUACGCCUGCCGUAUUAUGUGUGAACGGAGUGCGCCCUACACGGCCCGCAUCUACGCCGCUGGCUUCGACUCCUCCAAGAACAUCUUCCUGGGGGAGCGGGCUGCCAAAUGGAGGACAUCGGAUGGCUUGAUGGAUGGGCUGACCACCAAUGGGGUACUGGUGAUGCACCCAGCAGGGGAAUUUGUGUCUGAGCCGGCUCCGGGUGUCUGGAGGGAAAUCUCAGUCUGUGGAAACGUCUUUGCCCUGAGGGAAACUCGCUCAGCUCAACAAAGGGGAAAACUGGUUGAAAAUGAGUCAAACACGCUCCAGGACGGUUCUCUGAUUGAUCUGUGUGGGGCUACCCUGCUGUGGAGGACCCCUGCCGGACUGCGUCAUACCCCCACCCUAAAACAGCUGGAGUCCCUUCGCCAGGAACUGAAUGCCGCCCGGCCCCAGUGUCCUGUGGGCUUCAACACCCUUGCCUUCCCCAGUCUGGCCCAGCGUGAGAUUGUUGACAAGAAACAGCCCUGGGUCUACGUCAAUUGUGGCCAUGUACAUGGCUACCACAACUGGGGCUACCGCAAGGACAAGGGUCCUGCUGGGCCUGGAGGUACAGCACCAGCCAGCACUGGGGAGAGGGAGUGCCCUAUGUGCCGGCGAGUGGGCCCCUAUGUGCCGCUGUGGCUGGGCUGCGAGGGAGGAUUGUACCUAGAUGCCGGGCCGCCCACUCACGCUUUCUGCCCCUGCGGCCAUGUAUGUUCAGAAAAGACAGUGGUGGGGUGGAGCCAGAUCCCGUUACCCCAUGGCACCCAUGCCUUCCAUGCUGCUUGUCCUUUCUGUGGUACCUGGUUGACAGGGGAGCAAGGCCACAUCAAACUCAUCUUCCAGGGGCCGGUCGACUGAAGCUCCAAACUGGGAGCCACUCAGCGGAAAAUGAUGGUCGACUUGACAGAGAUGGAUAUGCUGAAUAAAGACUGCUAGAACAAAAAUCUGAACACUCAAGUGUGGGAUCAAAGAGAAGGCACUGAUGACAAAUAUAAGAAAAAGACUGUUGACAUGAUGCAAUAGUAUAUUGCCAAGGCUGCAAAUGGAAUGUGAGGUGUAUGGAGAAUAUGUAAAUAAACUGUGUUGAAAUGAACUCACAUGUCCUGACCAUUUGUUCUCCUUUUUAAGCAGGGGCUUAAUCUCAAACAUAACGUAUUCACCAAGUUUGUUUCUGAUAUCUCAGAGUAUGAUGGCAUCUCUGAAAAAGAAGGGGCAAGAAACAAGAGAAUCAGACAUGUUGGAGGCCAACUUCAGUGUUAGACCGUACAUAAGAUAAAUAAAAUGGGGUUCCACUCGAAGAAAAACAGCUUCAUAGACCUUGCAACUCUGCACAUCAAACAGUCUGAUUGAUUUAUCCAACUCCCUGUUGGUAGGCAGAUUCAAAACAGGAACAUUUUUGUGU